GAGGCCCUGGGGACUUCUCCCUGUUCUGGCUAGAGAGGUCGGAAUUAAGUGAAGAGCAAAAUCCUCGGGACAUGGAGGAGGUGGUAAUCGUGAAGACAGAUUUGGCCCAAGUGCCCGAGAAAGGAGCUCUGUCUUCCCAGGAUUUUCCCCUUUCCCAAGAGAAGAGCACAGAAGAGGGAGGAGUGGCAACCCUGCGCCUCACAGCCAGAUCCCAGGAAACAGUGACAUUCAAGGAUGUGGCCAUGGACUUUACACCAGAGGAGUGGGGGAAGCUGGAUCCUACACAAAGGGACGUGAUGCUGGAGAACUACAGAAACCUGGUCUCACUUUGGCUUCCUGUUUCCAAAUCUGAGAACUACAAUUUGGAUAAUGGAAAAGAACCACUGAAGCUUGAGAGAAUAGUGCCCAAAUGCAGCUAUUCAGAACUGGCUUUUGUUGAGCACAGAAAACAAAGAAAAUUUGCAUUUCCAAUGUAUUUCAGACAUGGAGAGUAGACCUGAGAGCAAGAAUUCAACUUCAGAGCAAGAUUUUUCCAAAGAAGGUUGCAGCAAAAGACAUCAGGUUGCAGCAAUAGACAGACUGACAAGGAAUGGUGUCUAUGAUUCUAACUUGGAAACAGCCCUUGAAUGUGAAAAUUGGCUAGAGAGUCAGCAAGGAAAUCGGGAGAGGCACUUGAGAGAAAUGUUCACCCACAAUAAUGAGCUCCCCAAGGAAAGAGAUCAUGAACAUGAUGUAUUUUGGAAAAAUUUCAAUCAGAAAUCUCUCCUUUUGACUCAAGACAGAGUUUCCAAAGGGUCCUAUGCUUUUCAUACACUUGGAAAAAGACUGAAGCAGAAAUCAGACUUAAUGAAAAAGCAGAGAACCUAUAAAGAAAAAAAACCUCAUAAAUGUGAUGAUUGUGGCGAACUCUUCACUUACCAUUCAGUGCUUAUUCGACACCAGAGAGUACAUACUGGAGAGAAACCUUAUACCUGCAAUGAAUGUGGGAAGUCUUUUAGCCACAGAGCCAAUUUAACUAAACACCAGAGAACUCAUACUAGAAUUCUCUUUGAGUGUAGUGAAUGCAAGAAAACCUUCACAGAAAGCUCAUCCCUUGCAAUACAUCAGAGAAUUCACAUUGGAGAAAGACCUUACGAAUGCAAAGAAUGUGGGAAAGGUUUUAACCGAAGCACACAUCUUGCACAGCAUCAAUUGAUUCAUAUUGGAGUGAAGCCUUAUGAAUGUAAUGAAUGUGAUAAAGCUUUCAUUCAUUCAUCAGCACUCAUUAAACAUCAAAGGACUCAUACUGGAGAGAAGCCCUAUAAAUGUCAAGAGUGUGGGAAAGCUUUUAGCCAUUGCUCAUCCCUUACUAAGCAUCAGAGAGUUCAUACUGGAGAAAAGCCAUAUGAGUGUAGUGAAUGUGGGAAAACAUUUAGUCAGAGCACACACCUUGUUCAGCAUCAGAGAAUCCAUACUGGAGAAAAACCAUAUGAAUGUAAUCAAUGUGGGAAAACCUUUAGCCGGAGCUCAAAUUUUGCUAAACAUCAAAGAAUUCAUAUUGGAAAGAAACCUUAUAAAUGUAGUGAAUGUGGAAAAGCCUUCAUUCAUUCAUCAGCUCUUAUUCAACACCAGAGAACUCAUACUGGAGAGAAACCCUUUAGAUGUAAUGAAUGUGGAAAAAGUUUUAAGUGCAGUUCAUCUCUCAUCAGACAUCAAAGAAUUCACACUGGAGAACAACCCUGAAAAAUUAUUGAAUGUGACAAACUGUAAGUUGGAUUUAUCACUGUGUCAAAUACUUGAAUGUUUAGGUGGAAAUCCAUAAUAUCCUGAGGAGCAUUUCUACAUGCAUCUAAUCUCACUUGCUUAAUAGAUAAUUUUGAACCAUAGAAAGAAUGUUCCUAGUGCAUUGAUAUGGUAAUUAUGAAGUCUUCUAGCCAGAUAUCUCAAAAGUUUUAUCCUCAACCUUCUAAAUACCCACUUGUGGAAAUUUAAGAAAUUUCUGUGAGAGGAUGCUUGUAUAGGUAUUGUGAAAUCCAUUUCCUCCCAUUCUUGGUCAUAACACAGCCUUGAUGCAGCCUCCACUUUGUAAGGAAAUUCUUAGUUUGAAGGCUAGGCUGAGUGCUCAUGUCCUUAUCAUCAGAAAGACACAGAGUUGUUACUCUGAGUCCAGGUAGACACCUAUAUCAUUUCCCUAGGAAAUAUCAUUUCCCGUGUUAGCCAUAGAAACUCUAAUCACCAAAGGAGUUGAAAGUUGCUUUGGAUCCACCCACUCACAAAGGCUGCUGUCUGAUUCGAUAAGCAAACCUAAAAUGUUACAGCAUAUUGUAGGUUAUGUUCACAUGGAUUGGGUUGGUCAUAGAUUUAGAUAGUUGUUAUCAUCCUGUUGUGGAGAUUCAUUUUCCAGUUCCCUAAUAUUUACCCUGAAGUACAGGAUGGGUCAAAAUUUUAGCAAUAGUUAUUGGUCAGGUCCUUUUUUUAUCUUGUGCCUGACAUUAACUGAAUCCUUGAUUUUUCUACAAUGAAACUAUCAGGAAAACUUCAUUUCUCUUUGUCACAUUUAGAACAAGCCCUAAGGAUAUUGAGAGUCUGAAAAGUUAAUAGGUUCAAUGUGUUAUUUUAUUUAGCGUCACAUUUCAGAAGAGAACUGAAGCAACUGUGGGGACAUACCUUCUUGUCGUGUAUGGAAAAAGCUCACAGGAUAGUCCUCAAGUGAUUCACUUGGGGAUAAGCAGUGUCCCUUCUUGAAGAAAAAGUUGCCACUUCUCUGGGCUUCAUGUUUACCUACUUUUGUUUUGGCUCUUUUUCUCCAUAUGUCCGGUUGGUCUUUAUCCCAGACUUCUUAAGAAAGCAGUCAAGGCAUGAAAUCCCAGUGAUCUGUUAACUUAAAUUACAUGGGUGACCAAAGAUCAGUGGUGAGAUUGGAAACACAAAAGCAGGAGUUCAAAUAAAUUUUUAGAAAAAUACUAUACAAAUGUUAAUUUUUUUAUUCUCUUCCAUAUUACAUGUUAUGAAAAGAAAGCUAUACAAAAUGAUAGAAAAAAAAGAAAAAAUAAUUAUCACAGACUUCUUCCUUUUUGUCUCCUGAUUCUUAUCCUUUAGUUUAUAUUCUUGGCUCCUCUACAUUAUCCUUGUUACUUCUUAUUACCACUUCUAAUUGCCACUUAGUAGAUCUUAACUUCUAUGAUUGAAGACAAUUAGGGGAAUAGAGUUUUUAAGAAGUUGUCGUAGGGAAGAGUGCUGUCAUAAAGAGUGAUUGGAGUAAGUUCAACAGAGAUGGAAAUAACAGAAAUUGAGGGUGAAAGGAUUCCUCACAGAGAUUUUAGAAUGAAUAGAGAAACACAUUGAAGAGGGUCAAGGUGGGUGGAAAGACUUAGGGGUAGAGGUCAAGUUAGGAGAAUGACUGACUUGAGACAAUAUAGGAAAAAGAACUCAACUCUUUGAUCACCUCAAUCUGUAUUAUUAGUGGAUGAGAGCAGGUACUGACAAACUAGGGCCUGAAAUCGUAGACCAAGUUUGGCCCACUGCCUGGUUUUAUAAAUUUUAUUGGAUCUCAGCCACCUGGUUAUUUACAUGCUGCUUUUGUAUACAACAGCAAAAUUGAGUAGCUGCUGCAGAGAUUGUGUCUUUGGGCUGCUAUAACCAAAUUUCAUAAACUGAGUAGCUUUUAAACAACAGAAAUUUAUGCCUUACAGCUUAAGUCCAUGGUGAGGGCAGCAGUAGGUCUGGUGAAGGGUUCAUAGAAGCUACCUUCUCUCUGUGUCCUCACAUGGUAGAAGGCAAGAACACUGGUCUCUUCAGCCUCUUCUAAACACACUGAUCCCUUUCAUAGGGCCCCUAAUCACCUCCCAAAUACCCCAUUUCUUAACACCAAAGCUUUGCUUCCUAGGUUGCCUAAUAAGAGUUUUGGAGGGAUACAUUUCUUUCAUAGCAGAUUGUAUGUCCCAAAAAGCCUAAAAUAUUUGCUACUUAAUACUUUACAGAAUAUGUUUGCUGGCCCCUGUGCUAAAGCAUCCUUGUCAAGAGGAGGGUUGAGGGAUUAAACUAUUCAGAAAUCAGGUGGAAUAGAAAAGUUGUAAUGAUGGUGACCUUGCUCGUCAGUAGAGACUAAAGCCAUUAUAGUUACCACGUAAGGCAGACUAUUAAGCAGAGUAUGGCUGAUGAACAUCCCCAGUGAGACUACCCAUGAGCCCAGUAGUACUCUCACUCUAGUCUAUUUUUAAAGUUACAGAAUAUUGAGAGAAGUGAGCUGGGGAGAAUAAGAGAUGAGAAAUGAUGCAUCAAAAUAGUCUUAACCUUAAGAUUUUACUAUAUAUUGUCAAGAAAAUUUUGCAAUUAUCAAAACUUCUUUUUAUUAUUCCAAAAGCUUGAAUGAAAAGAAACUCAUUUGGAGGCCAAAAUUCAACUAAUGAAAUAAGACCAGCAUGAGCUUUUCAAAGUUGAGUUUGCCUUUCCUACUUAGCAAUUAUGUGACCCACUACUUACUCUAAAUUUUCUGUGAAAUGACAACGCAUAUAAAGGAGCUUAGCAUACAAUAAGUAAUUAUAUAGACAGCCUUGAUCAUGUGUGCUCACAAGUGUGUGCUUUCUCUAUAUAUAUGUAAACAUGUAAUAAUAUUACAUAUUUUUAAAUAUAUAUACUUUUAAUGAAGUGGUUAGGCAUUGGACAGUACAGGUUCCUUAAGAAUGAGUGAUUUUUCUCCCAACUUUUGGUUACUGAUUUAGAGCUAUGACCAUCAUAGAGAAGGAGCUUCACUUUCUGUGUUUGCUUCUGUCUGGUGCUGUUCCUUAUAGUUUCCUUAAGACUUUGUGGAACCUGCUGGUUUUCCACGUGAAUAUCACUUAAGCAGGAGCUAGCAGAUGAUUCCAGAUAUUCUAAUUUGCAAGCUAAUUGCAGUUUUAUGUUAAGGGACUUGCUGUCAGCUAGUUUUACUGGGAACUCUGGUCCUUUGCACUUCAGUAUUUGUCCUUUUUAUGCCUGAUGUUCAACAUGACUACCUGUUUGUAUCCCAACAUGAAUCUUACAAGUUUUAAUGAUAUGCGUUUUAAAUGUUUUUGGUACCUUAUAAAUUGAAAUUGACUGUUCUUAUGGCCAUCUAU
This is a messenger RNA of Castor canadensis (American beaver), 5075 nucleotides long. RefSeq names its product zinc finger protein 286A (gene Znf286a). Gene Ontology annotation, molecular function: RNA polymerase II cis-regulatory region sequence-specific DNA binding; DNA-binding transcription factor activity, RNA polymerase II-specific. NCBI's taxonomy places the organism in Eukaryota, Metazoa, Chordata, Mammalia, Rodentia, Castoridae. Gene Ontology annotation, biological process: regulation of transcription by RNA polymerase II. The record is from RefSeq and is a predicted model, not a curated record.